Messenger RNA from Sarcophilus harrisii (Tasmanian devil), 3602 nucleotides. It is a transcript of the gene TOX2, whose product is annotated as TOX high mobility group box family member 2. Gene Ontology annotation, cellular component: nucleus. Gene Ontology annotation, molecular function: chromatin DNA binding. The record is from RefSeq and is a predicted model, not a curated record. NCBI's taxonomy places the organism in Eukaryota, Metazoa, Chordata, Mammalia, Dasyuromorphia, Dasyuridae. Bases 825 to 2555 code for a protein of 576 amino acids. The transcript is spliced from 10 exons. Gene Ontology annotation, biological process: regulation of transcription by RNA polymerase II.
GAUUGGAAAUGGGGAUGGGUUUGGAUUUGGGGCUCAAGGGGCUGCUGCUUUACCCGGCACCCGGGGAGAAAACUCGCCUCCCUGAGGCUCCGCACUCUGGCCCCUCUAGGACUCCUGCUCUUUCCAGAUUUCCCUUCUCCCUGCGCGCACCCACCUCCCCACGCCCGCUUCGGGGGCUUUUAACUUCUUGGUGUUGACGUUAAUUUGGGCUUUAAAAGUCUAAUUGCUGAGUAGAAGCUGUCAUAGCCGAGCUGGGAGACAUCCCGGAGUUAUUUACAAACAGACGCUUCACAACCAACGAAGUCCCAAAGUAAUCGGCACUGGCUCCUGUAACAGUGAUCACGCCGCCGCCACCAGCCAGGGCCGUCCGCUGGGGUCCCCUUCAUUUCUCUUAGACUCCUCUUGGUUGUUUGCACAGUUUGAGUCUCGCGACCGCCCAGCCCCUGGAUCAUCUCUUAGGAAAUGCAAGGAUCGCCAGCACGUCUUCAGUUUCUAGUUGUCUCCCCCCCCCCCCCAAUAAUAAAAGGUGUCAUACAGAGCACCCCACCCCCACCUCUUCAGGCCAGAGGCUGGUGUCGAGUGGAAGUAUAGUUUUAACUUCACCUUGGCUUUCUUGGAGAUAAAGUGUUAAACGCGACUAAGUUCCUUUUUUUCCCCCUUGGAGGAGGGAAUUUCAAAAGUCAGUUAAAAAGCUCUAUUGACCAUUUGAGCCGAGCGUUUUAUCCGCUUGGAAUCAUAUGUGUCCGUACCUAAAGGGAAGAGGGAAGGGAGAUCGGAGAUGGUUUAUACGGUCUCUCCCCCUCUUCCCCCCCGCAGUUUUCUAAAUGCCCCAGUGCAGAGACAAACUGCGAAACAGUCAGUCCUGCUUGCGUUGUGUGGCGAGGGGUGGGGGAGGGGGCGCCGCGGUCGCGGGCGGAGAGGCAGGGUUGGCCAGGCUUCUCCCAGCAAACCGUGCUCGCUCUGGCCUCUCCAGGGGCUCAGGCUGGAAAAUGUUCAGAAUGGGCAGGAAGAGCUUUACGUUUGAUGGGGAGAACAUGUAUAUGGGGAUGAAUGAGGCUAACCAGGAGUUCCUAUCGGCCAACCAGCCCUCCACAUCUCUAACAAAAGCGUCUGUAGGAGGAAAUCUUCUAACAAACCUCUCCAGCAGUGCACACAAGCUGCCCCGGGAAAGAACUUAUAAUGGUCAAAGUGAGAAUAAUGAAGACUAUGAAAUCCCUCCUAUAACUCCUCCUAAUCUCCCAGACCCCUCCCUUCUUCACCUGGUGGACCACGAGACCGGCUAUCAUUCACUCUGCCACAGCCUCCCUCCAAACAGCCUGAUACCAACAUAUUCCUAUCAAAACAUGGACUUGCCUGCCAUCAUGGUGUCUAACAUGUUGACUCAAGAUGGGCACCUCCUUUCAAGUCAACUACCCACAAUCCAGGAGAUGGUCCAUGCAGAAGCAUCGUCCUACGACUCCACCAGACAGGUGUCCCUGCUCAACCGCCCCACGAUGCUGGCCAGUCACAUGAGUGCCCUCAGCCAGUCCCAGCUGAUUUCACAGAUGGGAAUCAGAAGUGGGGUGAGCCAUGGCUCCCCAUCACCCCCAGGAAGUAAAUCAGCUACACCAUCUCCCUCCAGCUCCACGCAGGAAGAAGAGACAGAAGCACAUUACAAGGUCACUGGAGAGAAGAGGCCCUCUGCUGACCUGGGGAAGAAGCCCAAAAGCCAAAAAAAGAAGAAAAAGAAGGACCCCAACGAGCCUCAGAAGCCUGUGUCAGCCUAUGCCCUGUUUUUCAGGGACACACAAGCAGCGAUCAAGGGGCAGAACCCUAACGCCACCUUUGGGGAUGUGUCCAAGAUUGUGGCAUCCAUGUGGGACAGCCUGGGAGAGGAGCAGAAGCAGGCCUAUAAGAGGAAAACUGAAGCUGCAAAGAAAGAAUAUUUAAAGGCCCUGGCAGCCUAUCGGGCCAGCCUCGUUUCCAAGAGCUCUGCUGAACAGACUGAGGCUAAGACCACCCCGCCCAAUCCUCCUUCUAAGAUGAUUCCCCCCAAGCAGCCCAUGUAUUCCAUACCACCCCAGGCCUCGUCUCCCUACCCAGGCCUUGGCUCGUUCCUGUCCCCGUCUGACCUCCAGGGUUACCGUGGCCACCCUCACCCCAGCCUCUCCAGGACCCUAAACUCCAAAUCCAUGCUGCCCAGCAUCAGUGCCUCGCCGCCGCCACCGCCACCAUCGUUCCAGAUCAGCCCUCCUCUUCACCAGCAGCUGGCCCUGCACCACCCCCAGAGCGCCAUCCUCAACCAGUCCCUCACCAUGCAGCCAGUCCCCCAGCAGUCCAUCCUGUCUCCUCCGCCCAUGGCCCUACAGGUCCAGCCCCCGAUGAGUACCUCGCCUCCGGGGCAGCAGGAUUUCUCACACAUCUCACCUGAGUUCCAAAGCAGCGUUGGCUCCUGCUCCCCUGGCACAUCUAACACCCCAGGAAAUAGCGACUGGGACAGUGAUUACCCUAACCGAGAGUGUGGCAUUAACCACUGCAGCAUGCUCCCAAGGGAUAAGUCUCUCUACCUCACCUAAACCGGCCAUUUCUCCCCUCCGAGGCUCAGAGGAAGGACAUGGGGAUGUGGGCCUGGACACUGGGAGGAAGCAUCGAGCAAGUCCUGGUGGACUGGAGGGCUGUUCCAAGGCACCUGUACAUUGCCCAGCUGGGGAGCAGUUCCUCUUCCAACUCCAAAGCCAACUUCUGAAGGCAAAGAGCUCGCUAGGUCCCUCCCCACCUCCAACCCCAAAGAACAAACAAGACUCCCUUUUCUGUUCAUUUGCUUAGCUUAGCUCCAAACUCUUUCCCUAGUGACCUGCUCUUAGACACAGCCCCAAGUUUCUGGACCAGGCUUCCCUGCUGGGCCAGCCCCAUAGCAAACUGCGCCUUCUGACUUGCUAAUGGCACUCAACCCAUGCAAGGAAAUGUGAAGUAUGUGUGAAUAGUGUACAUGCAAAGGCCUUGGAUAUCCAGCAAAGUAAAUCCCGAAAUCCACAAAGACCCCACUGGCAUGCCUCACGGGGAGGGGGGCGGGCGGCUGGCCAGAGGGCUGGUAGAAAUGCAAACCCAGUUUUACAAACUCGCCCACUGUCCUGGGCGUGAGUGUGUUGGCUCCACGUCAGUAGAUUACUAAGUGUGUUAGACCUGUGCUGAAGACAUCUUUAAGAUUUUUUUGUGGAAGAAAAAUAGUAGUUUACUUUCUAGUAAAAAGCAUUUUAUAUUAACUGUAGCACAUUUUUUUAGUUAUACAUAGACAGAAGAUGUGUAUAAAAAGCCUGCCAAACCUGUUUCUAUGAUUUCUACAGCAAGAAAUGGACAGUUUCUAGCCAUGUUGCCUGGCAUUGUUAUUUUUUUCAGCCAUAUGUCCAUCUAUUUAAAAUUGCUGAUGAUGAUUUUGUCUAUUUAUGGAAAAGGAAGGAAAAAAAAUACACAAGAAUUACAGUUUCUCGGAAGGGGCGUUUGUUUAUUUCCAUUUAGUUUUGCUCUGACUUUCUUUGUUAAGGGACUCCCUUGGCCCUGACAUAUUUGUUUUGGUUCACAAUGCUUAUCUCAAACUUUCUUUAUAAUAAAACUUCUUAAAAGUA